Cantharellus anzutake is the source of this 468-nucleotide messenger RNA. RefSeq lists its product as uncharacterized. NCBI's taxonomy places the organism in Eukaryota, Fungi, Basidiomycota, Agaricomycetes, Cantharellales, Hydnaceae. The transcript is spliced from 2 exons. The coding region runs from base 1 to 468 and encodes 155 amino acids. The record is from RefSeq and is a predicted model, not a curated record.
AUGUCAGGUCCGAAGGAGGAUAUCAGAGUGGACGGGGAUAAGGGAGGAGAGGGAUGGAAGUUGGCUAACCUUGGUUACCCAUUUCUUUUUCCCAUUCAUUCCUUGGCCUUCUUCUCUGCCCUCCUUGUCCUGACACUGUCAUAUCCAUACAAUCCUGACCUCCGCUCCGGGCUCCCAGAACUCCGAACUCCGACUUCCGGAGCCCUACUUCCCUUCCGUCACCUUAUCCUUGCCGACUCCCAAGAGGUUAUCCCACCUCCGGCUCAGACACCACCUUCGGUCCGACUCCGGAACAUUCCGGGUCCGACCCCAACCUCGACACCUUCCAGACGAGUACGCAAAACCUAUGCUCCUGACUCCGGACCUCCGCUCCGGUAUCCCGUUCAUGUCUCGUCUUCGGAACCUCCGGUCUUAGUUCUGACCUCGGACUUUGACCCCACCUCCGCUUAUACCCAUUGUAUUGGUUAG